UUGAUCGUCCGUAUCACCCCCGUUGGUUUGAAUUGCUGAGGGGCUCCACGGCAACACCAAUUGCGCAACAACAAAACAAGAGCUUAGAGAAUAUCUCUGUGACAAAACUAUCCUCCAUGACUAUGGUUAUUGAAAACCAGAACCGCCAAUACGGCGGAAUGGGCUUUGACAAUGUUUACCAACAUAAUCUGCCACACCACAACACGCCGCAGUUCACUGACCCGUGGACCGCUGCCCACACCACGUCGCAUUCGACGCCGCCUGUCUACGCGACAUCCAUGGCAUCCAACCCGAUCCUGAACCACCCUAAACAGGAGGAAGUGAGCCGCCCAUCCCCCCUCUCCAUGCCCUACUCGAGCAUCCCCGUCUCCGCACCCUCGAUGGUCACCAGCAGCACCUACUCGACUACGCCUGCGACAAGCUACCCAGCACCGGAAGUUAUGGGUCUGCACCACGAUUUGCCUCGCACGUCUUUCGAGCAGGCCCCUACAUACACGACUGCUUCCUCUAUGAGCAGCUUCGCGCCAGCCAGCUAUGCGCCACUCAGCUACGCCCCAUCUUUGCACCACCAGGAUAGUCGCCGGAUAUCUCAUGCUGAUCCCCGUGCCAGCCAAUCGCAGCCCUCAUCGGCUCCUACCUUCGGUGACGCCCUCGACGCCAGUCGCGGAAUGGUCGCGCUCAGCCAGGACUUGACUCCCCGUAACAUUUACGGCCCUCGCAACACCCGGGGCUCUGCAGAUUCUUAUGGAUUCCCUUCUACACACUCGUCUGGUUCUUCGAUCUCUUCCGGUGGCGGCUACCCCUACUACAGCGCUUCAGUCGCAUCCGUCGAGUCUUCUGUGACCGACUAUAGCUCCACGACUUCUGAGUCCUACGAGAAUGGACACUUGUCGCGGACUCUUCCUCGCCCAUCGAACCUCUUGACUGGUAGUGCUCCCCCGGGCCCCCAAUCCAUGAUGAGCCAGUUCAGUUCGAAAAUGCCCUCCAACACUCAGAAGAAGCACAAGUGCAAGGUGUGCGACAAGCGCUUCACCCGCCCGUCAUCUCUACAGACCCACAUGUACAGUCACACUGGCGAAAAACCUUUCGCCUGUGACGUAGAGGGUUGCGGUCGACACUUUUCCGUUGUUUCCAACCUUCGUCGACACAAGAAGGUUCACAAGGGCGAGAAGGAAGGCGCCUCGGGUGAGGAUGAAGAAUAAGCAAAUCUUGUCCUCACUCGACCUUCUUUUCUACUGCCCUUCCCUUGAGCCUUGUCCUCGCGCAGAGCAACAGAGAAUUUCGGAUCGAGAUACUCAACGGACUGCGCUGCAACCUCCUUUUCUUUCGGAAUGGGUAUACCCCUUGUACAACAAACUUCAAUUUUCGUGACUUCUCUUCUUUUAUGUCUCCGCAACACGCGGGGAAUUGAUACCCCUUUUAUUUUUCGCUUUUCAUUUUAUCAUGGAUCGGCAGGACACGGCACAAGGGCAAC
Aspergillus pseudonomiae is the source of this 1474-nucleotide messenger RNA. Its product is annotated as C2H2-type zinc finger protein. Gene Ontology annotation, biological process: regulation of transcription by RNA polymerase II. Lineage: Eukaryota; Fungi; Ascomycota; Eurotiomycetes; Eurotiales; Aspergillaceae. The transcript has 3 exons. The coding region runs from base 117 to 1202 and encodes 361 amino acids. Gene Ontology annotation, molecular function: DNA-binding transcription factor activity, RNA polymerase II-specific; RNA polymerase II cis-regulatory region sequence-specific DNA binding. The record is from RefSeq and is a predicted model, not a curated record.